CCGUGCCCGCCGGGGAGGCUCCCCCGCCCGGGGCCCGCCCCGGCCCCGGCUCCGCGCUGAGGCGGCGGCGGAGCGCGGCGGGGCCGCCCGGCCAUGGAGCGCUACGAGAAGCUGGGCAAGGUCGGAGAGGGCUCCUACGGCGUCGUGUUCAAGUGCCGCAACAAGGACACGGGGCAGAUUGUAGCCAUCAAGAAGUUCCUGGAGUCCGAGGAGGACCCGGUGAUCCGGAAGAUCGCCCUGAGGGAGAUCCGCAUGCUCAAGCAACUCAAGCACCCGAACCUGGUGAAGCUGCUGGAGGUGUUCCGGAGGAAGCGGCGGCUGCACCUGGUGCUGGAGUACUGCGAGCACACCGUGCUGCAGGAGCUGGACAGGCACCCCCGCGGGGUGCCAGAGUACCUGGUGAAGAGCAUAACCUGGCAGACCCUGCAGGCUGUGAACUUCUGCCAUAAACACAAUUGCAUCCACCGGGAUGUGAAGCCAGAGAACAUCCUGAUAACAAAGCACUCUGUCAUCAAACUCUGUGACUUUGGAUUUGCUCGAAUACUGACAGGUCCCAGUGAUUACUACACGGACUACGUGGCCACCAGGUGGUACCGCUGCCCCGAGCUGCUGGUGGGGGACACCCAGUACGGCCCCCCCGUGGACGUGUGGGCCAUCGGCUGCGUGUUCGCCGAGCUGCUCUCGGGGCUGCCCCUGUGGCCCGGCAAGUCGGACGUGGAUCAGCUGUACCUGAUCCGCAGAACUCUGGGGGAUCUCAUUCCCAGGCACCAGCAAGUGUUCAGCACCAACCAGUUCUUCAGUGGGGUAAGAAUUCCAGACCCAGAGAUCAUGGAGCCAUUGGAAGUGAAAUUCCCCAAUAUUUCAUACUCUGCACUGGCUCUCAUGAAGGGCUGCCUUCGCAUGGACCCUGCAGAGAGGCAGAGCUGUGAGCAGCUGCUGCAGCACCCCUAUUUUGACAGCUUCAGGGAGGCAGCAGAGCUGGGCAGAGAACACCAGAAGGGCUCUCAGAAACCGGCCAGGCUGGCUCGGAAGCACGUGCCAGGGUUACAGCACCUGCCUCAGCUGACCUGCAGCAAAGUUCUCCCAGCUUUGGACAGCAAGAAGAACUGCUGCAAGACAAGGAAAUCAAAGUACCACUUGCCAAACAUCUGACCAGGUGACAGAUCAAAACUCAGUUGUUCAAAGUCAUGCAGGAUUUAUAAAAGGAGGAUUCACAGUGGAAAACUAAAAGUUCUGGCAUGUACAGAGUGAUCUGUCCUCUACUCUGGGUCACUGAUGGAGAGGAAGUGAUGCAGAAAGAGCUCCAAGCUCAUCUUAAGUGUUCUGUGUACAAAGGCAAAUGCAUUCUGCUUUCAUUCCUGGUUGCCUCCUGGUGCAGGAUUACCCCAGCCCAGUGCUUACAGUAUGAAAUUUAAAUCUCUGUCCCUGCAUUUCAGACUUGGCAGGAGAGCUCCACCUUGCCAAAUACACAAACCCCUCCUGCUUUAGGCUGGGCCCGAGUCCCUCCUGCUUUAGGCUGGGCCCAGGUCCCUCCUGCUUUAGGCUGGGCCCAGAUCCCUCCUGCUUUAGGCUGGGCCCAGAUCCCUCCUGCUUUAGGCUGGGCCCGAGUCCCUCCUGCUUUGGGCUGGGCCCAGGUCCCUCCUGCUUUGGGCUGGGCCCAGGUCCCUCCUGCUUUGGGCUGGGCCCAGGUCCCUCCUGCUUUAGGCUGGGCCCAGGUCCCUCCUGCUUUAGGCUGGGCCCAGGUCCCUCCUGCUUUAGGCUGGGCCCAGGUCCCUGCUGUGUGAGGGGCUGUGCCUGUGCUGCUGAAGGGCUGAAGCUGUGUUGGUGCAGCCCAGGCUGGGAGGGGUCUCAGCUCCAGAGGUUCACUGGGCUCACUCCUGCCCUUCCAGAGCUCAAAGGUCUCCAAGUGCUGCUGGGGUUUCAGAGGCUCCACAGACACCAGGAGAUCAGAGCAACACCCCUGCUGUUUCUUUAGUCUUCCCAGAGCUUCUCCUGCAAGUUUUGUCCUUGAAUUCUGCUUCUGACAAGAGUGAGGGCACUUGCUUGUAGUUAUAAAAAUGAUU
Camarhynchus parvulus is the source of this 2063-nucleotide messenger RNA. RefSeq names its product cyclin dependent kinase like 1 (gene CDKL1). The transcript has 9 exons. Lineage: Eukaryota; Metazoa; Chordata; Aves; Passeriformes; Thraupidae. Bases 94 to 1152 code for a protein of 352 amino acids. Gene Ontology annotation, biological process: protein phosphorylation. Gene Ontology annotation, cellular component: nucleus. The record is from RefSeq and is a predicted model, not a curated record. Gene Ontology annotation, molecular function: ATP binding; cyclin-dependent protein serine/threonine kinase activity.